AGGGAUAAAGUUUCAUGAUUGAUACCAGGAACAGAAGACCACUUGUUAUCCCUUCCAUCAUGGGUUAUAUCGUAAAUAUGGCGCAGACCAUUACUUGAGACGCGAGACGCAACAUCGACGACGCGAUAUUGGAACCCGCUGUGUUCCACAAACGUGUCGUGGAUUGACGUCUACUUUUAGAAGGGGUCCAAAAUGCCGUCAGAUUACUGCCGACGUCGUCUAUCGACCACGUCGCAAUUCUGUUCAGUUUGAGAUAAAACGCAACACAACACGACAUGAUGAAAUCCGUAUACAAGUUGUUCUUGCUGUGCCUUAUCCUCACCGCGCUCAUAAUACUGCUUAACGUGACCACCAAUUUCUCUAUCAAGCUAUACGACCAACCAUCAGCGAGCAGGGAGCGCUUGGCGCUCUCGAAGAAGUCCCCAAGUACCCCAUCGACAAGUGAGGUGACGAUAUGCGUAGUCGUAUGCGGGGAUAGGCUGCACGAGGCCCUAACUAUGCUGAAAUCGGCACUAGUCUUCACCAGCAGGCCGCUACAAUUCAUAAUACUGACUGAGCAGAAUUUGAUACCAGCCUUCAGCGAGAAGCUGUCGGAGUGGCGACUCAUAUCCAAUAAGACCUUUGAUUUCCUGGUGCGGCCCAUCACCUUCCCGGAUGGUAGCGAUGUGGCUAUGUGGAAGAAGCUGUUUAAACCCUGUGCGGCACAACGACUGUUUCUACCAACUGUACUGAAUGACACGGAUGCGGUUCUCUACGUGGACACAGACACCCUGUUUCUGGCACCACCCGAGAAAGUAUGGGACAAUUUCAAGAAGAUGAACUCCAGUCAGCUGGCAGCCCUCAGUCCUGAGCACGAGGAUCCCAACACUGGUUGGUACAAUCGAUUCGCCAAGCAUCCGUAUUAUGGCAAGCUGGGGGUUAAUUCAGGAGUGAUGCUGAUGAAUCUGACGAGAAUGAGGAAGUUCCGAUGGACGGACUACGUAAUUCCCAUCCACAAGGAGUAUAAACUGAAGAUAACCUGGGGCGAUCAGGACAUUAUCAACAUAAUAUUCCAUUAUCAUCCAGAGAAGCUAUACGUAUACUCAUGCCGGUACAACUACAGGCCCGACCAUUGCAUGUACAUGUCAGUAUGUGCAGAGGCAGAAAGAGAAGGUGCUCUGGUGUUGCAUGGUUCCCGCGGAACGUUUCACUCGCAAAAGCAACCACCUUUCAAGGCCAUAUACCGGGCUAUGCAGGAGUAUCAACUAAACAUGGACCCGUACGACGAGCUGCUUGUGCCGAUGAGGAAUUACUUGAUGAUGGAAGAUAAAUCGAACUGUGGCCGCGUCUCAAAGGUGUUCAUCAUCCAACCAGAGCUGCAUCUAGCUGCCCGUAACUUCUAAAACUUUUACUCGUUUGUAAUUGAAAUUACGUACGUCGCGUUAGCUUUUUGUCCUUUAUAUCUUUUUAUAAAACUUUUAGAUGAUUGUUUCACGUUAAUUGAUAUGAAUGUUGUAUACAGAUAUAUUGAUUGAGCAAUAACGAAUAGAGUAUAAGCAUUUGUAUGUAUUCACGAAGUCUUUCGGAUGUAAAUGUAAUAUUUUCUGCGUUCUUCCGUCUCGGAAUUCUUAAGAGAGAUUUUAGAUCCUAAAAUACUUAAUUACAUAAAUACUUAUAUGUAUACAUACUUAUGUAUGUGUCUUAACACAUUAUGGACUGGUAAAGAAACUAAUGAUAAAGUAUAAAUCAUCGUGAUGUAUAUAAUCAUUCUACUACAUACAAUUAUCAUAUAAGCUUUUUUUACGAGAUUUACUUAUUACGCAAUAUGUAAAAAAUGGGGUAAUUAAAUUACCACCAAUUAACAUUCUUGUUUGAUUAUCUAUGCACAUGGAAAACUACGAACUCACGCGACCUGUCCACAAUGUAUUAAGUCAAAGAGUCUAGAAAUAUGUGAGCGCAAUUAGAGAGUAUAAACGUGUUAUAAUUCCAAACGAUUCCAUAUAUAGACUGAACUUUUUCUAUAGUGCAUUUGAGUUUUUUUGUUAACAAGUGCGCUAUGUUGUUACUGUUUGUACGAAGUACGAUGCGGGGAAUAUGUUGUUAUGCGAUAUUUUUAUCCGAUAUCUUUGGACAAUACUCGAGCGGUGCUGGGCGAUUGACGCUUAUCUUCGGAGUACUUGGCCCUUAGACAAGAUAUCUCUCGCAGUGUUACUGUAUUUGUUACAUUUAACGAGAGCUAUCAUCUCUUUUGAUAUUCGAGACUCCCAAGAUUACUAAUAAUGAUGGAAAGGGUGAAAUUUGAAAGAAGAAAUCAUUAAUAAUAUCGAUUUUACUUCCGGUAUUUAUAUGGGCCUUAUACGUGCAAUCUGUCGGAAAUAAGCUUGUGACGUGGGACUUCUUUGAAAGUGACUCACGUCCAAUUUCGGAAGUCUUUCUAAAAUCGGAAAAUGAUCUGUUCUUUUGUACAAAAAAUAAUAUUGGACUGUAAACGAUUUUCAAAAUAAGCGUCCUGCGUCCCGUUUUAACGGGACAGUAAUUGAUAAUUUAUAAUUAAUAAGUAUAUGAGUAUAUGAAUUAUAGUAUUAUGCGUAUAAUGAAUUAAAUUUUGAGAGUGUUCACAUUUUUACACGAUUUUUUCACGAUUUUUUAUAUGAUAUUGUACGAUACGCAUUUUGCAUCGUUCAACGACCCGGCAAUAACGAUGCCAUUUGUGAUACUUUUCCUAUAGGUAUUGUACAUUGAAGCUUAAAUAAAAGAUCUAAAUACACAUAU
This is a messenger RNA of Acromyrmex echinatior (Panamanian leafcutter ant), 2751 nucleotides long. RefSeq names its product glucoside xylosyltransferase 1 shams (gene shams). Gene Ontology annotation, molecular function: UDP-xylosyltransferase activity. NCBI's taxonomy places the organism in Eukaryota, Metazoa, Arthropoda, Insecta, Hymenoptera, Formicidae. Gene Ontology annotation, biological process: protein O-linked glycosylation via N-acetylgalactosamine. The record is from RefSeq and is a predicted model, not a curated record.